This is a messenger RNA of Micromonas commoda, 1362 nucleotides long. RefSeq lists its product with no specific name. Bases 1 to 1362 code for a protein of 453 amino acids. The record is from RefSeq and is a predicted model, not a curated record. Lineage: Eukaryota; Viridiplantae; Chlorophyta; Mamiellophyceae; Mamiellales; Mamiellaceae. The transcript has a single exon.
AUGCUCCUGGCGGCGUGCGUGGGGAGUGAGGUGCGGCCCGCGCCCACGGCGAUGCCGCCGGCGGCGGACAUGUUCCGGGGGAUGAGCCUCGAGGAUGCUCCCCAUAAGCCGCAGUCGGAGCCAGAGCCUGAACCUGAGCCAGAGCCUGAGCCGGUAUACGAGGAGGAGGUGGAAUUUUCGAGUUUCACGUCUCCCGCGCCGGCUUCGGCGGAGGAGAUCAUGUUUGAUGGGAUGGAGAUGGCGGAGCCCGCAAGAGAGGAAGCAUCAGAAGAUUUCGCAGACUUUGCAUCGGCAACUCCGGAGCCCGAGGUGAAUCCCGAGCCUGUAGCGGAUCCCGAGCCCCAGCCCGAGCCUAUGGUAGAUCCCGAGCCCGAUUCUGAGCCUGAGCCUGAGCCAGACGUGGAGAAUCAAGAGCUGGAGGAUGGCUUCGACGAUCCCUUUGCGGCUCCUAUUGAGAACAUGCGAAUGUCCGUGUCUCAUGAUGACAUCCCUUCGGUGGUUCCAGUCGCCACCGCCGAUGAGGAUGCAGAGGUUGAGGAGUCGGCGGCUGAAAGAAUAACGGCCGAGGAGGAGGAUGCCGAUAAGUGGGCAGCGUUCGGGGAUGCUCCAACACGGGAGCCGGAGAUGGAGGUUGAGCCGGAGCCUGUAGUGGAGGAGGAUAUCUUCGGUGAGUUCGAGUCCACUCCGCCGCUGCCGGUCGUUUCCGAGCCGGCGAACACCAAGUACGACGGGUUCACCGACUUUGCGACUGCACCGCCCCCCAUCGAGAGUCCUGCGGCGUCCAUGACACCCGCGGGUUCGUUGGACGACCUGUUUGGACCGAUGGACAACAAGCCGAUGUCGAUGUCAACGGAAGAUAUCCCCUCGAUUGUUGCAGUGGAGGCUCCCACAGAAACCGAGGUGGACGACGACGACGACGACGACGACGGCGGCGACGGCGGCGGCGGCGACGACGACGACGACGACGACGGGUUCGGAGAUUUCGACGCGGCGCCGUCACCAGCGCCGUCUCCCCAACUCGCGGACUUGUCAGACGCCCCCACGGGAGAGGAACACGCGCGGCCGGUAGCCGCACCCGAGCCGUCAAUUGACGACCUGUUUGGUGCGCCCAUCGAGGACAAGCCUCUCGAUAUGGACAUGUUCCGAGCGCCCGGGGUCGUCACCCCAUCAGCGCCGACGUCGGUGGAUGAUGCCUUUGGCGCGUUUGAGUCGACGCCCGUAGCUCUGGAGACAGACGGCGCAGACGACGGAUCGCCGGCGUUUGCGGAUGACGCCUUUGGAAUCUUCGAGCAGUCCACCGCUCCAACGCCUCCGACGCAGGCCACGAAGGACCCUUUCGCCGAGUUUGCUUCGCUCAUUUAG